Quercus robur (English oak) is the source of this 759-nucleotide messenger RNA. RefSeq lists its product as uncharacterized. The transcript is spliced from 2 exons. The coding region runs from base 1 to 759 and encodes 252 amino acids. NCBI's taxonomy places the organism in Eukaryota, Viridiplantae, Streptophyta, Magnoliopsida, Fagales, Fagaceae. The record is from RefSeq and is a predicted model, not a curated record.
AUGGCUGAGGGUAACAAGACUGUCACCCCAGCGAAGCAGGGGAAGGGUAAAGGACUGAUGACGGCCCCAGACAGUAAGCAAGAGAGACCUCCUUCCCUUCUCCGUGAUGACUCCAAGUAUGCUUUGGAGAAGCUGUCGUCCAUCAUCACGGCAGAAGACUAUGAAGAUCUGGGAAACCAUUCGACGGAGGCCAUGGGGGAGACGGGCCUCUUUGCCGUCGCUCAGUCCUUGGUCAUGAUGAAGGGUCUACUGGACCGGUGUCUCAACCGUGAGAGUACCUUGGACCGGGUGCGCGCGAAGGCGGAGCAGACGGAGGAAGAGCUCGGACAACUUCAUAAAUGGAGGUCCAAGAUGGAGAAGAAGCUGGAGCUUUCUGAGAAGGCGAGGAAGGAGCUGGAGGAGAAGACGGCCUCUGCGCUGACGGCCAUAGAGAAAAAAGAGGCGGAGAUCAAAGAACUCAAGGAAGAGAUCCGUCAUGUGAAAGAGGUAGCCGUCGAGGAGUACCGAUGCUCGGAGUCCUGUUUGGGCGAGCUGUCGGAUUCCUUCCUUCAAGGCUUCGAUGAUUCUCUCCGUCAAGUCAAGAAGGCCUAUCCAGAGCUAGAUCUGUCAAUGGUCAAACUUGAGGACCAAGCCCAGACUUCUGCCCUCCCCGUCGCCUCCGAAAAUACAGAGGACCUCUUUGGCGACGGUGCUGCUCAAGGAGACGGAGAGUCCGUCCCGUCGAAGGAAGUCCAAGUUGCUGAACAGAAGGAAGACUAA